Messenger RNA from Pipistrellus kuhlii (Kuhl's pipistrelle), 864 nucleotides. Its product is annotated as keratin-associated protein 4-12-like. The record is from RefSeq and is a predicted model, not a curated record. The transcript has 2 exons. Gene Ontology annotation, cellular component: keratin filament. The coding region runs from base 1 to 864 and encodes 287 amino acids. NCBI's taxonomy places the organism in Eukaryota, Metazoa, Chordata, Mammalia, Chiroptera, Vespertilionidae.
AUGGUCGUGUGCGUGAGGGCCGUGUGCGUGAGGGCCGUGUGCGUGAGGGCCGUGUGCGUGAGGGCCGUGUGCGUGCUGGCCGUGUGCGUGACGGCCGUGUGCGUGAGGGCCGUGUGCGUGAGGGCCGUGUGCGUGACGGCCGUGUGGGUGACGGCCGUGUGCGUGAGGGCCGUGUGCGUGAGGGCCGUGUGUGUGACGGCCGUGUGCGUGAGGCCCGUGUGCGUGAGGGCCGUGUGGGUGAGGGCCGUGUGUGUGACGGCCGUGUGCGUGAGGGCCGUGUGUGUGACGGCCGUGUGCCUGAUGGUCGUGUGCGUGAGGGCCGUGUGUGUGACGGCCGUGUGCGUGAGGCCCGUGUGCGUGAGGGCCGUGUGUGUGACGGCCGUGUGCGUGAGGGCCGUGUGCGUGAGGGCCGUGUGGGUGAGGGCCGUGUGUGUGACGGCCGUGUGCGUGAGGGCCGUGUGCGUGAGGCCCGUGUGCGUGAGGGCCGUGUGCGUGAGGCCCGUGUGCGUGAGGGCCGUGUGCGUGACGGCCGUGUGCGUGAGGGCCGUGUGCGUGACGGCCGUGUGCGUGAGGGCCGUGUGCGUGCUGGCCGUGUGCGUGAGGGCCGUGUGCGUGCUGGCCGUGUGCGUGAGGGCCGUGUGCGUGACGGCUGUGUCCGAGAAGCCUGUGCAGAGGUCCCAGGGCGCCCUGUGUUUGGCUUUGCCUCCUGUUGCCAGGCGCCUGGCUCCCUCUGUGCCUGCCCCGCGGGAGGGAGCUGGCCUGCUGCCCUGGCACCUCCUCCUCAUUGAGUCCCCGAGCCAGGCCAGGGGCGCCCGGGCCGCCGGCAUCCAUCACGGCCGCCGCCGGGCCCUCACGGCGCUUUGA